Arabis nemorensis is the source of this 258-nucleotide messenger RNA. NCBI's taxonomy places the organism in Eukaryota, Viridiplantae, Streptophyta, Magnoliopsida, Brassicales, Brassicaceae. The record is from the annotation of a GenBank genome assembly.
AUGGCGGCUUUGACAAGCGCGUUGAUAGCAAUAGCAGGAGUGAUAUUGGGAUGGAUAGCUAUAGAGAUGGCUUGUAAACCUUGCCUGGAGAAAGGUCGUGAAGCCAUCGACAGAUCUCUCAAUCCCGAUUACGAUCCCGACGAUGAAGACGUCGACACAUCCUCCUCCGAUGUUCGUGCUCCUCUCAUCACCAAUCCACCUCCCGAUCUCUCCGAUCCUUCCGCCGCUGAUCCCUCCACCGCCAUCAAGUCAGUCUGA